AUGUCUGCCGCUGCUCCGCUCCGGCGCCUGACCUGCGCCCCACGCUCGCUUGCCCUCAGAGUCCGUCCUGCGCUCCCUCUUCGAUCUAUCCGCUUCCCAGCUUCAGCUUCACCCAGACGGACUUCUGCUCCCUUCUCGACCAUGGCUGCUCUCUCUUCUGCUGCGCCUGUCGCCCCGGCUGCGGCCCGCGACUAUGACCCCGAGAUCAAGGACAUGGCCUCCUACAUCCACAACCACCCAGUCAACUCUGAGCUCGCCUACGAUACCGCUCGCUGGGUCUUCCUUGACACCCUCGGCUGCGGUCUUGAGGGUCUCAAGUUCGCCGAGUGCACCAAGCUGCUCGGCCCCGUCGUUCCAGGCACCGUCGUUCCCAACGGCACCCGUGUCCCAGGAACUCCCUACCAGCUCGACCCAGUCAACGGUGCCUUCAACAUCGGUGCCAUGAUCCGCUGGCUCGACUACAACGACUGCUGGCUCGCUGCUGAAUGGGGUCAUCCAUCCGACAACCUUGGCGGUAUCCUCGCCGUGGCUGACUGGAUCUCCCGAACCAACCGUGCGGGAGGUUCUCUCGGUAACGGAAAAGUGCUCAAGAUCCGUGAUGUCCUCGAGGCCAUGAUCAAGGCUCACGAGAUCCAGGGUGUCCUCGCUCUCGAGAACUCCUACAACAAGGUCGGACUCGACCACGUUGUCCUCGUCAAGGUCGCUACCACCGCCGUCGUCAGCAAGCUCAUGGGCUUGACCGAGCGUCAGACCGCUGAUGCCAUCACCCAGGCCUGGGUUGACGGCCAGUCUCUCCGUACUUACCGCCACUCUCCAAACACUAUGUCCCGUAAGUCCUGGGCUGCCGGUGACGCUUGCCAGCGUGCCGUCAACCUCGUCCUCAAGGUGCAGAAGGGUGAGCCCGGUAUUCCUACCGUCCUCUCCGCGCCAGUCUGGGGUUUCUACGAUGUCCUCUUCAAGGGCAACAAGUUCGCCUUCCAGCGCGAGUACGGCAGCUACGUCAUGGAGAACGUCCUCUUCAAGGUGUCCUACCCAGCCGAGUUCCACUCUCAGACCGCCAUAGAGGCCGCCACUAAGGUCAACGCUACCUUGAAGUCGAUGGGCAAGACCGCCGAAGACAUCAAGGAGGUCACCAUCCGCACCCACGAGGCCUGCGUUCGCAUCAUCGACAAACAGUUCAAGCCCAUGGACAACUUUGCUGACCGUGACCACUGCAUCCAGUACAUGGUCGGCACCAUGCUUGCCUUCAACCGCCUGGUUGCUAGCGACUACACCGACGGCUCCGAGGCCGCUACCUCCCCGCUCGUCGAGUCCCUCCGCACCCGCAUCCGCUGUGUCGAGGAUCCUCAGAUGACCAAGGACUACCACGACCCAGCCCUCCGCACCAUCCCCAACGCCCUCACCGUCACCCUCAACGACGGCACCGUCCUCGACGAGGUUGUCGUCGACGCUCCUCUGGGACACAGGCUCAGACGCGAGGAGGCCAAGCCUGAGAUCCUCGCCAAGUACAAGCGUCAUCUCGAGGGACACUUCGAUGCCUCCCGCGUCAAGCAGCUCAUCGAUCUCGGAUUGGAGCAAAAGACUCUCGAGGAGAUGGACGUCGACAAGUACGUUGACCUGUAUGUUAAGGAGUAG
Messenger RNA from Arthroderma uncinatum, 1635 nucleotides. Its product is annotated as 2-methylcitrate dehydratase. Lineage: Eukaryota; Fungi; Ascomycota; Eurotiomycetes; Onygenales; Arthrodermataceae. The record is from RefSeq and is a predicted model, not a curated record. The transcript is spliced from 3 exons. Gene Ontology annotation, cellular component: mitochondrion. The coding region runs from base 1 to 1635 and encodes 544 amino acids. Gene Ontology annotation, molecular function: 2 iron, 2 sulfur cluster binding; 2-methylcitrate dehydratase activity.